AUGCAGCAAUACACGCAAUCCGUCAUCCCCGACAUCUCACCCAUGAUGGCUGUAUUGCCAGCUGCUGUAAUGAACUUCGCUGCCGCCCUCGGACGAACACUAGUAGGAUGCAUCGCUGAUAGGGUUGGCGCCAUCAAUGCUUUUGUCAUCGCGGUCGGCAUGGCCGGCGUUGUCCAGCUCUUAAUCUGGAAUUUCGCAUACAACUAUGCCACAAUCAUCGUCGCUUCCAUUACGGUCGGAUUCUUUGCGGGAACCUUUUUGUCUCUCACUUCUGUUAUGGGCGCAACCCUCUAUGGAGUGAACAACUUGGCCACCCUUUCAGGCAUCCUAACGCUAUUCAAUACGCCCGGCAACGCAGCUACAGCCCCAAUUGCUGGUGCCGUCCUAUCCGCAGCGAACAACAACUGGCAUGCAUUGAUCUCAUACAGCGGCGCAUCUCAAAUAGCAGCCGCCCUCCUGUUGUUAUAUGCGCGGUUCAGCAAGGAGCCCCGAUUCUUUGCGGUCAUCUAG
Dacryopinax primogenitus is the source of this 510-nucleotide messenger RNA. RefSeq lists its product as uncharacterized. NCBI's taxonomy places the organism in Eukaryota, Fungi, Basidiomycota, Dacrymycetes, Dacrymycetales, Dacrymycetaceae. The record is from RefSeq and is a predicted model, not a curated record. Gene Ontology annotation, biological process: transmembrane transport. The coding region runs from base 1 to 510 and encodes 169 amino acids. Gene Ontology annotation, molecular function: transmembrane transporter activity. The transcript is spliced from 2 exons. Gene Ontology annotation, cellular component: fungal-type vacuole membrane.